Indicator indicator is the source of this 1515-nucleotide messenger RNA. RefSeq names its product cms1 ribosomal small subunit homolog (gene CMSS1). Gene Ontology annotation, cellular component: nucleus; 90S preribosome. The transcript is spliced from 10 exons. The record is from RefSeq and is a predicted model, not a curated record. NCBI's taxonomy places the organism in Eukaryota, Metazoa, Chordata, Aves, Piciformes, Indicatoridae. Bases 1 to 924 code for a protein of 307 amino acids.
AUGCAGAUGCAAAGGAUUGCUAUGCUGAACAUCACCCCUUCAGCAGAGUAUUCUGUCAGCGCCUGCCUGCCUGCUCGUUUGCACUGCAACAGAGAUGAAAGUCAAUUAACCAAAACUCUGCUUUUUUUCUCAUUAGAUCCUUCAGAUGAUGAAGCUACUGAGAAAGCAAAUGAUAGCAGGACAAGAACACAAGAAGAUUCAAAUUCCAAGCCUGCUGUGACAAAGAAAAGGAAGAAGCCUACAGAGUGUUUUCUAAGUCAGCCUGAAGAAAAACAAGAGAGCACUGUAAAGGCAAAGAAGAGAAAGAAGAAGAAAAUUUCUGAUAUUCUGGAAAAAUCCACUCCAAAACCCGGUGUCCCUGCAGAUCUACAAAACCUGCUUAGCCAAUAUUUUAGUGAAAACCGCUCAGUGAUUGAAAAAGAGGAAUUAAAGCUGUCAGAUUCCUGUUUUUUGCCAGCCAAUGAUCUCACCCACAGUUUUUCUUCAUACCUGAAGGAAAUCUGCCCUAAGUGGGCAAAACUCCGUAAAAACCACAAGGAGAAGAAGUCAGUGGUCAUGCUGGUUAUCUGCAGUUCUGCCCUUCGUUCCUUGGAACUCAUCAAAUCAAUGACAGCAUUUAAAGGAGACUGCAGAGUUCUCAAGUUGUUUGCAAAGCACAUAAAGAUAAAAGAACAGAUGAACAUGUUGGAGAAAGGCGUGUUCCACGUCGGGGUCGGAACUCCUGGGAGAGUGAAAGCACUAGUGGAGCAAGAUGGCUUGUGUUUGAACUCCACAAAAUACAUGAUUCUGGAUUGGAACUGGAGAGAUCAGAAACUAAGGAGAAUGAUGGAUAUCCCUGAGAUAAAGAAAGAAACAAUUGACCUACUGGAGAUGAGCAUUAUAAAGCUGUGCAGAGAGGGGUCUGUGAAGCUGGGACUCUUUUAAUGGUUUUACCAAGAAGGGAAUCGUUUGCAGCUGCACUUCAAUGUUAUCGUGUGUGCAUUUGACAAAUGAUAAACAAGUGAUGGAACCCAGAAUUUUGACUUUUCAGAAGUCUAUUAAUACAGAAAGGAUGCACAUUGCAACUUUUUUUCCUGAGUUUCCUUUUAAUAGUAAACAAGAAGUUUUCUUUGUAGUUUCAGUGUGGUUUUUAUUGCAGGAACCAUGUGAUACUGAAAUUAGACUUACGUUGCAUUCGCCUGCUAGAUUUACUACCAUAUAUUACUUGGGUGUGAAAGUCUUUGUACAAAUCAAUUUUCUGUUAUCCCCCUCUUGCUGUCCCAAAGAAGGCAUUUACUUCUGUCAUGAGAGUGGUAAUCUAGUUCUUGCCCUGGAGGGUUUUUGAGAAAGUAGUAUAAAUUUCAGUAAUUUAUCAGAAAUGUGUUUUUCACCCAUCUGUUCUAGAGCUGACCAGAUGUGCUUUUUUGCUAUUACAUGAUACACUGUCUGUAUAUUAUAACAAGACUUUAUUUUGGUUAAACUGUUAAAGUAUACAAAAAGUAUUCUUCUGUGUAGCCAUUGAAAUUAAAAGAUGAG